Molecule: messenger RNA, 1083 nt
Organism: Cladophialophora carrionii CBS 160.54
Lineage: Eukaryota; Fungi; Ascomycota; Eurotiomycetes; Chaetothyriales; Herpotrichiellaceae
Exons: 2
Coding region: 1-1083 (360 amino acids)
Biological process (GO): secondary metabolic process
Source: RefSeq, a predicted model, not a curated record
AUGGUUCAGCUCGACGUUAUCCGUGCAGCCAAUACGGCUCUUUUCCAAGGCCGUCCAUUCGUAGCAGUCUUUGCCGGUGCCACCUCUGGCAUUGGAGAGGCCACCUUACGAGCGUUCGCGACUGCAAAUGGUGUGCACGGCAAAGGCCUUCGAGCAUACGUUGUUGGCCGCAGGAAAGAGCCGACCGAGGAGAUCCUUACUGACUGCUCUCGAUUAUGUCCGGACGGAAACUUUAUCUUCGUGCACGCCAAAGAUUUGGCGCUGCUGGAGGAGGUCGACAAAGUCUGCUCAGAGAUCACACGAGCGGAGAGGGAAACUGCUGGGAAAGAGUCUGCCAGGAUCGAUCUGCUUUUUAUGAGUCAGGGAGACUUCAAUUUCUCGCCCCGCAGAGACACCAAGGAAGGACUCGAGUUCCGUGUUUCACUGCUAUACUAUUCCCGCAUGCGUUUCAUCAGCAACCUUCUGCCCCUACUCCUGACAUCUGACCUGCCUGCACACGUCAUCUCAGUUUUUGCUGCCGGCAUGGAAGGGGAGUUCCAUCUCAACGACAUGUCCAUCCGUGACCCCCGACACUGGGGAAUGCUGACAGUCCGAUCCCACGUAUGCGUCAUGCACACGUUCUUCUUCGAACGUUUGGCAGAGCAACAUCGGGGCAAGAUCAGCCUGGUACAUUUGUUCCCAGGCAUGGUCAUGACCAAGGCUUUCCAGAAUCCAGGGGUGCCUCUGUGGGGCAGGUUGAUGUUUAGGAUCUUCAGACCUAUUCUGAGUGUUUUUGCCACGCCUGUGUCCGAAUCUGGCGAGAGGACUUUGUUCCUUGCAUCUCCGCAAAGGUUUCCAGCAUGUCGAGGAAGUGGAGAUCAGCCCACAAAGGCUGCAUCUGCUGGUGCGCCGAACCUAGUGGUCGCAACGGGGACCGACGGCAAGAUUGGCAGUGGUGCGUAUGCGGUCGACAUAGAUGGAGAAACGUGUCACAAGGCAAAGAUGAUCGAGAAGUACAGGGCAGGGGGAGUGGGCGAGAAGAUCUGGGAGCACACGAUGAAGGUGUUCGACGUCAUCGCAUCGGGGAAUAUUUGGACUGAGUAA